CGGGCCGGGGACAAGCCCCGCGGGGUGCCCGCACCAUGGCAACGCACGGCGCGUCACGUAGGCCCCGCUCUACCGCUUCCGGUUACCCUCUCACCCCAAGAUGGCGGCGCCCGUGGGACCCGUGAAGUUUUGGAAGCCGGGCACGGAAGGUCCUGGUGUCAGUGUCUCAGAGGAGAGACAGAAUCCUGCUGAGAGCAGUAGCAUAUCUGUCAUCUAUAAUCCUUAUGCUUCCCUUUCUAUUGAACAACAAAGACAAAAGCUGCCUAUUUUUAAGUUAAGAAAUCACAUUCUGUAUCUAGUGGAGAACUAUCAAACUCUGGUGCUUGUUGGGGAAACAGGCUGUGGGAAAUCAACCCAGAUUCCACAAUACCUAGCAGAAGCUGGCUGGGCAGCUGAAGGAAGAGUUGUUGGAGUGACGCAGCCUCGUCGGGUUGCUGCUGUUUCAAUUGCAAGCAGAGUUGCUGAUGAAAGAGGUGCAGUGCUGGGGCAUGAAGUUGGAUAUUGUAUUCGGUUUGAUGACUGCACGGAUCCACAAGCUACAAGAAUUAAGUUUCUAACUGAUGGUAUGCUGGUGAGGGAGAUGAUGGCUGAUCCUUUAUUAACAAGAUAUAGUGUCCUCAUGCUGGAUGAAGCCCAUGAAAGGACUCUUUAUACAGAUAUUGCCAUUGGCUUACUGAGAAAGAUUCAGAAGAAGCGUGGGGAUCUUCGACUGAUUGUGGCUUCAGCCACCUUGGAUGCAGAGAAAUUCAAGAAUUUCUUUAAUCAAAAUGAUACUGGUGACCCCAGCAAAGAUACCAGCGUGAUACUUACUGUGGAAGGGAGAACGUUUCCAGUGGACAUCUUUUACAUACAGAGUCCUGUUCCAGAUUAUGUAAAAUCAACUGUGGAAACUGCAAUGAAAAUUCACCAGAUGGAGAAUGAUGGUGAUAUACUGGCAUUUUUAACUGGGCAGGAGGAAGUGGAGACUGUUGUUUCCAUGCUCAUAGAACAGGCUCGGGCCCUCUCUCGCACUGGAAUGAAAAGACACCUUCGUGUUCUCCCCAUGUAUGCUGGACUGCCUUCUCCUGAGCAGAUGAAAGUGUUUGAGAGAGUUUCUCACAAUGUCAGGAAGGUGGUAGUUGCCACCAACGUUGCAGAGACCUCCAUCACGGUUCGCGGAAUCGUAUUCGUAAUUGAUUGUGGGUUUGUGAAGCUUCGUGCAUAUAACCCCAAAACAGCCAUUGAAUGUCUUGUGGUGGUUCCAGUCUCUAAGGCUUCAGCUAAUCAGAGAGCAGGACGUGCAGGACGGAACCGCUCUGGUAAAUGUUACAGGCUUUAUACAGAGGAGGACUUUGAAAAGUUGCCAAAGUCCACUGUUCCCGAGAUGCAGCGUAGUAACCUUGCACCCGUCAUCUUGCAGCUGAAGGCUUUGGGAAUCGACAAUGUGCUCAGGUUCCCCUUUCUUUCACCACCUCCUGCCCAGUCAAUGGUGCAAGCUUUAGAACUGCUGUAUGCCUUAGGAGCUCCAUCUUGCAAAGGAGGGUUUUGCUUCAGGCACUCGGUUCUUGGCAACCUUUCCAAGCUUGGAAUAAGGACCUUCACAGUGGCUCAGAAGCAUGUUUCAAAGAUGAAUUCACAGCCAAAAACACCUGGGGAGGUGGAGAGGGAAGGUUUGGAUAUGCACUGCCGUUUAACAGAGCCUCUUGGAAUGAGAAUAGCAGAGUUUCCUUUGAAUCCUAUGUUUGCAAAGAUGCUUCUGGAAUCAGGAAAUUUUGGCUGCUCCCAGGAGAUUUUGACAAUUGCUGCCAUGAUGCAGAUUCAGAACAUCUUUGUGAUCCCUCCAAAUCAAAAGUCUCAGGCUGCCAGGCGACACAGAAAGUUUGCUGUGGAAGAGGGUGAUCAUCUCACUAUGCUUAAUGUGUAUGAAGCCUUUGUCAAACACAGCAAGAGCUCUCAGUGGUGUCAGGAGCACUUUCUGAACUACAAAGGGCUUGUAAGAGCUUCUGUUGUAAGAGAGCAGCUGAAAAAGCUUCUUGUCCGCUUUAAAGUGCCAAAGAAGUCUAGUGAAGGUGAUCCAGAUCCUGUUUUGAGAUGCAUAGUUUCUGGAUUCUUUGCAAACGCAGCUAAAUUCCACUCUACUGGAGCUUACAGGACUAUCCGUGAUGACCAGGAACUUCAUAUCCACCCCACGUCAGUGUUGUAUGCAGAGAAACCUCCACGCUGGGUAGUCUACAAUGAAGUCAUACAGACUGCGAAAUAUUACAUGAGAGAUGUGACUGCUGUAGAAUCUGCAUGGCUCUUGGAACUGGCACCUCAUUUUUACCAGCAAGUAGCAGUACAGGAUCAGCAUAAAGCCCAAAUGCAUCUUUCCUUGACAGCAAAACGGGCUAAAGUAGGAGACCAGUGAUUUGACAUGACUUAAGUCUUCUGUCAUCAGAUGCAGAGCCUACCAGUGAUUUGAAGCUGGCUACAGUCCCUUCAGGAGUCAGUUCAUUAGCAAUUUGAUUUUCCAUCAACUUAAAUGUUUAAAUGCCUGCCAGGAUCUGUAGGGGUUUAUGCAUGACCAGCACAUUGUAAACCUAUGUAGAGCUUG
Molecule: messenger RNA, 2572 nt
Organism: Pezoporus occidentalis (night parrot)
Lineage: Eukaryota; Metazoa; Chordata; Aves; Psittaciformes; Psittacidae
Gene: DHX35
Product: DEAH-box helicase 35
Exons: 23
Coding region: 101-2386 (761 amino acids)
Cellular component (GO): intracellular anatomical structure; catalytic step 2 spliceosome
Molecular function (GO): helicase activity; RNA binding
Source: RefSeq, a predicted model, not a curated record